This is a messenger RNA of Linum tenue, 1167 nucleotides long. The record is from the annotation of a GenBank genome assembly. Lineage: Eukaryota; Viridiplantae; Streptophyta; Magnoliopsida; Malpighiales; Linaceae.
UCAGCCAAACACAAAGCCGCCGGAUCGCCGAGGCUUUGUGAAAGGACAUGCCUAAACUAAACGUGGGCAAGAUGGACGAUCCAGAUUUUCCCAUCGUCGGUCUAUAAAAACGUUAUUAGGGUUUCGGAUUUCAGUUUCGAGCUCUUCUCUUUAAGUGAGCGGAAACCCUAGCAGUAACAGGUUGCGUUCAGCUGCGACAGAAUGGGUGCCUACAAGUAUGUUUCGGAGCUAUGGAGGAAGAAGCAGUCAGAUGUUAUGCGGUUCCUUCAGAGGGUGAGGUGCUGGGAGUAUCGCCAGCACCCAUCGAUCGUUCGGGUCAACCACCCUACCCGCCCCGACAAGGCUAGGCGCUUGGGAUACAAGGCCAAGCAGGGUUAUGUUGUCUACCGUGUCCGUGUCAGACGUGGAGGCAGGAAGAGGCCAGUUCCCAAGGGUAUUGUGUAUGGUAAGCCCACCAACCAGGGUGUUACCCAACUCAAGUUCCAGAGAAGCAAGAGGUCUGUGGCUGAGGAGCGUGCUGGAAGGAAGCUUGGUGGUCUCAGGGUCCUAAACUCCUACUGGAUCAAUGAGAGGAUUCAACCUACAAGUACUUUGAGGUCAUUCUUGUCGAUGUGGCUCACAAUGCCAUCCGCAACGACCCGAGGAUCAACUGGCUCUGCAACCCCGUCCACAAGCACAGGGAACUGCGUGGUCUCACCUCUGCCGGAAAGAAGUACAGAGGUCUCCGCGGAAAGGGACACUUGUACCACAAGAACAAACCUUCUCGCAGGGCCACAUGGAAGAGGAACAACACCCUGUCCCUCCGCCGAUACCGUUGAGCUUAGUUGGAUGUGUUUCUUAUCAUUGUUGUGUUUCUGUCUUGCCGAAUUUUGUCUGGCGAACAUAUUGCUUGUUUUCACGAACUGAAAAUUUUGGAUAUUGGAAGGAAUAUCUCUAGUAUGUUACAUUUGGACAUCCUCUUGAAUUAAUAUCCCAGUUGAGAUGAAGAUCCCUCUUUUUACUGUUUCAUUGUGUGUAUAAGCCUUGCUGAUUUGCUGUAUUUCGAGCUCGAGUCGUUUUGAAGGUGUUUCCAUCGUUGAAAGUCAUGAAUUACAAACUUCAAGAUGUAGCUUUAACUAUGCAAUAGCCCAAAUUUAAAAUAAAACAGGAGGUAUCGGAAUUAUUAGG